CUACGCCGGAGACAGGGCAGCACCGUGAGCCUGCAAUCCUGCACAGAGCCCUGCCAGUCUCCUCGUGCUGGGAAACCUCCACCCCGGGAAGGUGUGGGCAGUGUCCACCUGCUCGUGGGUAGGUUUGGAUGCUGGCAGCCCUGUGUGCAUGGAGAGGAGGACAUCAUCAUCACCCGUGGCAGUGGAGAGGAGCCAGGGACAAGCCUCCAGCUGGCACAAGGACCCACCUCCCCAGAAGUGCUUGUAACCCGAUCUCCUGGGCUUGACUUCCCUGCAGCAGAUCCAAUAGCACCUGUCACUGAAAGGACUGCCACAGCCCCCCGGGACAGCACCGCCCUUCUGCCACCAGCCCUGAGGCCCUGGGAAGCAUCUCAGGACAGCAUGUCCCAGGCCGGCGGCAGCCCCCGGGCGGAGGAUUCGGGGCCGUGCGCCGGGGCGCACUCGCGCACCCCGAGCCGGGGCAGCCAGCGCGUCGAGUGCAUCGUCUGCUACUCCUCCUACGACUGGGCGUGCGGCUCCUCCUACGCCCUGGGCGUGCGGCUGCCGCGGCGCCUCUACUGCGGCCACACCUUCUGCCAGGCGUGCCUGAAGCGCCUGGACGCCGUCAGCAACGAGCAGCGCUGGAUCCCGUGCCCGCAGUGCCGCCAGAACACUCCCACGCCCCGCGGCGGGGUCACCAUGCUGGACCUCGACCUGGCCGCCUUCCUGAAACCCGGGCCAGCCAUCAGAGAGGUUCCCUGGGCCCUGAGCGCGUUCCCCGGUGCGUGUGGCUCUGCAGCAAGGACCGUGGUGCUGAGCAUCCCCCAGGCAGGGGCAGGGCCUGGCACAGGUGCCGUGGGGCACAUCCAGCACCUCGAAAGCUCCACGUCUAUUCCAGACGCGUUUAGUCCUGCUGGGCUGCACGUCCUGGUCGUGUUUGUCGGCAAUCCUGGCCCGGGGGCGGGCCCUGCCUGCGGCGGGUGGGGGAGAAGUGACCUGCCCUGCUGGAUUGCUGUGCCAUUUGCAUGA
Molecule: messenger RNA, 1008 nt
Organism: Ficedula albicollis (Collared flycatcher)
Lineage: Eukaryota; Metazoa; Chordata; Aves; Passeriformes; Muscicapidae
Gene: RNF224
Product: ring finger protein 224
Molecular function (GO): metal ion binding
Source: RefSeq, a predicted model, not a curated record